Rhizoctonia solani is the source of this 2808-nucleotide messenger RNA. RefSeq names its product CHAT domain protein. The record is from RefSeq and is a predicted model, not a curated record. Lineage: Eukaryota; Fungi; Basidiomycota; Agaricomycetes; Cantharellales; Ceratobasidiaceae. Gene Ontology annotation, molecular function: protein binding. Bases 1 to 2808 code for a protein of 935 amino acids. The transcript is spliced from 2 exons.
AUGAAAGGCGGAGCAGAUCAUGAAGACCUACACGAACAGGCAGAAUCCUGCCUCGCUCGGUUUCGACGGUUCGGAAACCUAGACGAUAUAGACAAGGCAAUCGAAUAUGGGGCUCGCGCCCUAGAUUUGACACCCAGUGGACAUCCAAGCAUGUCGUCGCGAAUUAGCUGGCUUGGAGUGUACUACGACGAACGGUAUCGGCGACUUGGGAACUUGGACGACAUAAACAAGUCAAUGGAAUGCGGUGUCCGUGCGCUUGAACUAGUUUCGGAGAACGAUCCAGAACUGUCAGUACUGCUGGGCAAUAUGGGGAUAUCCUAUGGGAUGUGCUAUACACGCAUAGGGCGAGUGGAAGACCUAGGGAAAUCGAUCGAGUACUCAUCCCGCGCACUUGCCCUCACCCCCGACGGCCAUCCUCACCUGCCGCGCCGAAAUUCUGCUCUAGGAGUGGCAUACACCCAUCGAUAUCGACGCAUGGGAGAUCCAGCCGACCUCGAGAAAUCCAUCGAGUACAAGUCUCGUGCGCUCGAUCUCACUCCCGACGGCCAUCCUGACCUGCCACGCCGGCAUGCUGCUCUAGGAGCGUCAUACACCCAUCUAUAUCGACGCAUGGGAGAUCCAGCCGACCUCGAGAAGUCUAUCGAGUACAAGUCUCGUGCACUCGCCCUCACUCCCGACGGCCAUCCUGACCUGCCACGCCGGCAUGCUGCUCUCGGGGGAUCAUACAGCGAUCGAUAUCGACGCAUGGGAGAGCUAGCCGACCUCGAGAAGUCGAUCGAAUGCGACUCUCGUGCACUCGCCCUCACUCCUGACGGUCAUCCUGACCUGCCACGCUGGUAUGCUGCUCUAGGAGUAUCAUACAGCGAUCGAUAUCGACGCAUGGGAGAUCCAGCCGACCUCGAAAAGUCGAUCGAGUACAAGUCUCGUGCACUCGCCCUCACUCCCGACGGCCAUCCUGACCUGCCACGCCGGCAUGCUGCUCUAGGAGGGUCUCACACCGAUCGAUAUCAACUCAUGGGAGAACUAGCAGACCUCGAGCAAUCCGUCCAAUGCUAUUCCCGUGCACUCGCCCUCACUCCUCACGAUCAUCCCGACCUGCCCACCCGGCAUUUUGACUGGGCUACAUCCUGUCAUCACCAGUAUCAGCUUAACGCUCAUCCAUCCCACCUAGCAGCCUCUCUCCACUCUUUCCGCAAAGCGUCUCACUUAUCCGCUGCUUCUCCCCGCGACGUGUUCCACAACGCCUUUCGCUGGGCAAAGCUCGCAUCCGACCAUACCUACCUCAACCCAAUCGAAGCUUUCCGCAUAGUCAUCAGCCUUCUUCCCCACUUCAUCUGGCUCGGCGCCACUACCGCUCAGCGAUACCAUGACCUCUCAUCGGCCGACAGUGUCGCCGUACGAGCUGCCUCUGCUGCUAUUCGUUCGUCUGAGCACAGUCUGGCACUCGAGUGGCUCGAGCAUGCACGCUGUAUCGUCUGGAGCCAGACCCUCAUGCUGCGGUCUCCUGUAGGCAGCCUUACACCAUCCGACCCACUUCUUGCCAGUCGCCUCCAGUCAGUUGCACAGCAACUCCAUCAUGCAAGCUCUGGCCUCCCGUCUCCCGACUCCACUGUAUUCCUUCCGGAACAUCGCCAUCGGUUAGCAAGGGAGUACAGCGACUUGCUGGCUCAAGCACGCAGCCUAUCCGGGCUUGAGCUCUUUCUUCAGCCGGCAAAGGCCGAUGACCUGAUCCGGGCUGCUCGGUACGGGCCUGUGGUCGUCGUCAACUGCCAUCAAUCUGACUGCGACGCCCUUGUGAUCUUGCCUGGCCAGGUUCAUAUCCGUCAUCUCGCUCUGCCUAACUUCACCGAGGUUAAGGCACAGCGUGCUCGCUCUGAGAUAGAACGGAUGCUGCGAAUCAAGGGACUGCGGGAGCGCGGGUUCCAUCUGAUGAACCCUCCGCCUGAUCCAGAUGUUGGAGCUGUGCUCGCCGGUCUCUGGAAAGACCUGGUCAGACCAGUGCUUGACCACCUGGGAUAUCUGGACGAUCCCACGAACGACCUCCCUCAUGUCACAUGGUGUCCCACUGGUGUGUUGUCAUUCCUGCCCUUACAUGCCGCCGGAGACUACGACCAGCCACGGUCGCGAGUGUUUGACUACGUCAUAUCCUCAUACACUCCCACUCUCACUGCUCUGCUGUCCUCUGCGCCCACCGUCGCCAACCGCCCCCCUCAGGUACUUGCCAUUGGUCAAGCAGCUACACCAGGUCGUAGCCCAUUGCAAGGCACCGUCAAGGAGCUCGAGUAUCUCCGGACUCAUGCACAAAGUAGACUGGCGUACGCAGAACUCACAGACAGUCAAGCCACGACCGUGGCCGUGCUCGAUGCAAUGGAGCAGUACGACUGGGUGCACCUUGCCUGCCACGCACACCAGAAUGUCGAUGAUCCGACAAAAAGUGGGUUCUUUCUGCAUGACGGCACUCUCGACCUGGCCGCCAUCACUCAGCGGUCGUUCAGAAACAAGGGUCCUGCCUUCCUGUCCGCAUGUCAAACCGCCACAGGUGACGCGAAGCUACCCGACGAAGCGAUCCACCUUGCGUCUGGGAUGCUGAUGGCAGGGUAUCCGAGCGUGAUUGCGUCGAUGUGGUCUGUGGUGGACGAGGACGCACCGUUUGUGGCUGAUAAGGUAUAUGGGCGGCUGAUGAAGGAUGGAAAGGUGGGAAACGGAGAGGCAGGAAAGGCGCUACACGAAGCAGUUGCGGGGCUGCGCGAGAAGGUUGGGGAGAAGGAGUUUGGGCGGUGGGUGCCGUAUAUACACAUAGGGUCAUAG